This is a messenger RNA of Portunus trituberculatus (swimming crab), 2667 nucleotides long. RefSeq names its product dual specificity protein kinase TTK-like (gene Mps1). The transcript is spliced from 9 exons. Gene Ontology annotation, molecular function: protein serine/threonine/tyrosine kinase activity; protein serine/threonine kinase activity; ATP binding. The record is from RefSeq and is a predicted model, not a curated record. Lineage: Eukaryota; Metazoa; Arthropoda; Malacostraca; Decapoda; Portunidae. Gene Ontology annotation, biological process: meiotic spindle assembly checkpoint signaling; peptidyl-serine phosphorylation; chromosome segregation. Bases 1349 to 2311 code for a protein of 320 amino acids. Gene Ontology annotation, cellular component: kinetochore; nucleus; spindle.
CACCAACCAGCAUUUCAUUAUUUACUUGUGUUUAAAUGUCCCAAAACUUCGAAACUUACUGAAUCACAACAGUAGACCUACCCAUCCUCCUGUAGGCCUAUGGUGUCCACUCCUCACGGCAACCUGGUGAUCUGAGUGUCCUCCGCCUUGUGCCCUGAGGAAGGCUUAGUGCGCCACAGGACAGGGCCGCCACAGGGACACCACAGGACCACCACAGAGUCACCACAGGACCACUAUAGGACUCCCCCUGCCAACCCCCUGCCAGUCCCCUGCCAGAGAGAGGCCAUGGAGGAGGAGGAGAGCACCCAGGAUAUGCUGGACGAUGCAUUCCAAGCUGUCCUUAAUAACAAAAAUAUUGGUCGAUUUGCAAGACAUUCAAGAUUGCAUAAAAGAGCUAACAGAUGUCCACCUCUCUCCCAGGCAAAAGAAAAAAUUGAAUCCAGAACAAACAAACCCACACACACCACCACCACCACCACCACAUCCACCACCCCUCCUCUUAACCUCUCCCCACCCCCCUCCCCAGUCCUCCACUACCACCACCACCCAGCUAUGACCUCCAGAAAGCUCAAACAACAUUCAGUCUCCACACCUGACCUCCAUAGCAAGGUCGCGCCAGGUCGAGGUCACGUCAACUCAAAGGUCGCGAGGGCAGUUGAUUUUCUGGCGAAUUUAGAGAAGGAGAAUGUUAGUGGCAGGUUCCUCUCUUCCUCCUCUUCCUCUUGUGGUUUGUCUUCUUCUUCUUCCAUGUCUCAUCUUCCUUCCUCCUCCUCUUCCUCUUCCUCUUCCUCUUCUGUUAGUCUGUCUUCUUCUUAUCCAUUCUCUCAUGCUACUACUACUACUACUACUACUACUUCUGCUUCUUCCUCUUCCUCUUCCUCUCGGCCUCCACUAAGGGAACUCCUCCCCCCCACCCCCCAUGAACCCACAACCACCACCACUACCUUCCAGUCGAGGUUUUCAAGAUGGAAGUUUAGAAAUACGACUACUACUACUACUACUGCUACUACUACUGCUACUGCUACUGCUACUGCUACUGCUACUACUACUGCUACUACUACUCCAUUUCCUCCUACUCCUACACCUUCUACUGUCUUAUACCGUAGCACGCCACUGAUUAAAUCGCGACAGACGGACAGACACACAGACAGACUGACAGACAAACAGACGCACACACACACAGCCACACACACUGAUAGGCACACACACACACAGGAGGGUAAGACGCACACACACACACACACACACAAACACAAACACAAACACAAACACACGCACACACACAAACACAAACACAAACACACGCACACACACACAAACACAGCCCAGAAAGGAGACAGCCCAUCUUAUGGACACCCCAAGGCCCCUUCCAGCUCCCUCUCACCAGCCCCAGCCCCACCCACACCCCCAGCCCCCUCCCACCCCACUUCCUCCCCCUGCAUCUAACAGUUUGGUGGUUAACGGCAAAAUUUAUCAAAAAUUAAGACUUCUCGGCCGCGGUGGAUCCUGUAAAGUACAUGCGGUAUUUGAUGAAGAGAGCGGUGAGAUGCGAGCAGUGAAGGUGGUGAAUCUGGAGGGAGUGGACCAAGAGACUAUUAACUCCUACAGGAAUGAGGUGGCCAUCCUCAAGAAGCUCCAAGGCUGCUCCAGGGUCAUCCAGCUCUUUGACUUUGAAGACAGCCCCACCCACCUCUCGCUAGUGAUGGAGAAAGGAAGUAAAGAUUUUGCCUCCAUCUUGAGUGAGUGUCGAAGUGGAGGAGGCGCACCCAUUCCAUACUUCACCAUCCAAUAUUACUGGCAGGGGAUGUUGAGGGCCGUCCACCAGAUACAUGGGCAUGGCAUCAUCCACUGUGACCUGAAGCCGGCCAACUUCCUGAUAGUGGACAACACAGUGAAGCUCAUCGACUUCGGCAUCGCUUCCUCCGUCCCCAAAGACAUGACCAGCGUGGUGAAGGACAGCCAGGCCGGGACAUUUAACUACAUGAGUCCCGAGUCACUGCAGGACAUAGAGAGAGGCUCCAUUGUGUGUAAUCCAGUCAAGGGCAAGCCAGCCAUCAAGAUCAGAGUAAAGUCGGAUGUAUGGUCUCUGGGCUGCAUACUCUACAACUUCGUGCACGGGAGGACACCAUUCCAGCACAUCACCAACGUCAUCACCAAGCUGGCCACCAUCUCCAACCCCAACACCGUCAUCACCAUCCCCCCCACCAAGCACCCCCACCUUGAUGACGUUCUGAGGGCGUGUCUCCAGCAUGACCCCCUCAAAAGACCAUCCAUUGAAGAACUGUUGGCUCACCCUAUGCUUACUGAAUGAAUGGUGUUGAAUGGUGUUGUAAGGUGUUGAGUGGUGUUAGGUGGUGUGUGGUUUUGUGGUGGUGAGUGGUGUUGAAGUGGUGUUGUGGUGGUGGUGGUUUUGUUACUACUGCUACUGCCACCGCCACCACCACCACCACUACUACUACUACUACUACUACCACCACCACCACCACCACCACCACCAUGAUAAUAAUAAUAAUAUUCAUUGCUAUGUACAUAAUUAUUACAUAUUUGCAAUUGUAUAUAGUUCAUACAGUGCUUUCAAGGAUUAUAUUAUCAUUAUUUGAGUUAUAUUUAUACAUUUUAGUAUUAGAGAGAGAGAGUGUGUGUGUGUGUGUGUUCAUUAAGACAAUC